GAUACGUAACUUUAUAGAGAGACGAUGCUGAGUUUUGAAGAAAAAAAAAAGAAAAUUAAAAAAAUUAAGAAAACAAACUUUAAUUGGUUGAAAGUCUUUAGACAGUCCCUGAACACUGUGGAUGCUUUGAGACGUAAUGUUAAAUGAUAAAGAUAAUGCAAACAUCUUCUUCUCUCUGAUGUAUAAGAAAAAUCAUUCCCUUUUAAUUAUUUUGAUUAUCCACUUCUCCAUGCACCUGUUUAUAUCUGUCUAUAAAAUUUAUGGAGAUGAUCGAUGAUACUAAAUCAUACACAUAAAUAUAUCCAUGAUAGACCAAAGAUUGCGGCUGAGAUGCCUCGGAUACCUUUGCUUUAUGUAAUGUGGUCGAAUAACUACAGUCUUGGCACACUAAAAUUAAGUUCUUUGUAUCCAAUCUUGUUCUUAUAGAAACCAACUACUCUGCUUUGGCUCACUAAAAGUUAACUAUUACACACACACACGAUUUUCUCUAAAAUAACUAGCGUCAUUAUCGUUAGCAUGCUAUCUGUUGUCAAAGGUAUUAUCGUUAGCUUUAUGUUCUUUUUUUAACACCCAUGGCCGUCUUCCCGUGCGACGACGGUGUGGAGAUUUUUCUCGACUGGAUAAAGAGAAAAAAAUAUUUGGUCAAUAACAUUCAUAAUCUUUCUAGACAUCAUAUUAUUACAAUAUUAUUUAAUAUCUUAGAAACCAGAUUCAUUGAACUAAUUUUACAACCCUGUCCGAGUUUGUAAAUUUUUUUAUCAAUUGACUGAAAAUUUAACCUUGUUUGAUAUGUUUUACCUUAAAUCAAGUCAGUUAUGGUUUAAGAUGUAAAUACAUAUAUAUAUAGAUAAAUUAAUGUGACAUGAGCUAGGUGCAUAUUUACUAAAUUCUUAUGUUGGAAACUUUGUUAUUGCUUCACCCAAUUGCUGAAAAUGGGCUCCACGCCCACGCCUCUGCUCUCAUUUACUCUAUAAAACCAUCUGCUCUCUUCAUAACCCGAAUAACUCGAUCAAAAUUCCCAAAGCUUUUUUUUAUUUCACCUACCUUUCUCCUCGAAAAAAAAACCCUGACUUGUUUCCCAAGUUAACUCCAAAAUGCAGCCGCAAGCAGACGUUUUCAGCCUCCAUAACUACAUAAACUCCUCGAACCCAUCUCCAUAUCCUUCCCAUUUCCCCAUAUCCCCGCCAUAUCCGAUCAACGGUCUAAACCUGAAUCCCUUCUACGGAAUUCAAAGUGCUACUAACAAUCCACAAUCCAUGAGCCUAAGCAGCAACUCGACAUCAGAUGAAGCAGAAGAGCAGCAGACGGACAAAAACAUAAUCAACGAGCGGAAGCAGAGAAGGAUGAUAUCAAACAGAGAAUCAGCAAGGAGAUCGCGUAUGAGGAAGCAGCGACACCUUGACGAGCUUUGGUCUCAGGUGAUGUGGUUCAGGGUCGAGAACUAUCAGUUGCUUGAUAAGCUUAACAAUCUCUCUGAGUCUCACGAAAAGGUUCUUCAAGAGAAUGUUCAGCUCAAAGGGGAAACAUCUGAGUUAAAGCAGGUGAUUAGUGAUAUGAAAAGUCAAAGCCCUUUCUCUUGCUUCAGAGACGAUAUAAUCCCCAUUGAAUAGAGCAUUUUUACCCCCAUGCACCGACGUUCAUAUAUGAAUUAUGUGUUUUGUACUCGGAGCAUUUUUUUAGUUUACCAAGACUCCAAGAGGAUGCAGUAAUUUUAAAAACUAAAAACAUUAGUAUUAUUGAAGAAUAUAUAUAAGUGGUGUUGGUCGGUCGGCCGGUCGGCCGGCGCGUGAGCGUCCGUGCCGCCGCCGGAACCUUUUUUCUUUUAGAAAAAUGAUAAGGUUCUUGCUUUCCUUUUAGUAGAUCGAGUAAUAAUUCCGGGAGAUGGAGGCUAUCUCAGAUCCGUCGCCGCCGGCCUUUUGUCUCCGUGGCGGGGAAGCUCCUUCAGUUCCGCCGUCAUCGGCUCUGGUUUCCGGGGGGUGAAGGCUUCCAAAGCUUUGCGUCGCCGGCUUUAGGUCCCUAGUCUCUUAGGGUUUUGUUUUAUUUCGGGUUUGUUCAUGGUUCGGGUGUUUUGUGGGUUCGUCGGAGGAGGGAGAAGUUCUCAGGCGGAAAGGGUGUCGAUGCAUGUGUUAUUUUAUUGGAGGUCGGCGGUUAUCGGUGGUGGAUGAGAUCUCGCCUCGGCGAUUGACUCUCUCCAGUUUUAGAGACCCAAGAUGGUUUGAGUAGAAGAUGGGCGGAGCUUUUGAGGUCCGGCGUGGUCGGACGAUCGGUUGUUUGGAUCGCCGGCGGUAAAGAGAAACGGUGGUGACUCGGAGUCUUCGCAACACGUGUACCCCUCGACGGCGAGGAUGGCAACACGUGGCCAAGUAUCAGUAAGGCUGAUAUGUGAGGCGGCCGUUGUCUUUCGCGUUUAGUGUCUAGGGUUUUCCUCAAGUUGGGCCCGGAAGUUUUGGCCCAAUUGAGAAAUGUGUGUUACCCGUUUGAUGUAUCUGGGCUUUUGUAUCUUAUUUUCUUGUACUGGGCUUGGCCCGUUUUUAAUUUUAAAAAACAUUUCGAUGGAAAAAAAAAAUAAGUGGUGUUGGUCA
Brassica napus (rape) is the source of this 2582-nucleotide messenger RNA. Its product is annotated as basic leucine zipper 43-like. Lineage: Eukaryota; Viridiplantae; Streptophyta; Magnoliopsida; Brassicales; Brassicaceae. The transcript has a single exon. Gene Ontology annotation, biological process: regulation of DNA-templated transcription. Gene Ontology annotation, molecular function: DNA-binding transcription factor activity. The record is from RefSeq and is a predicted model, not a curated record. Bases 1095 to 1610 code for a protein of 171 amino acids.